UUCUCAUUUGUUGCUGAUCGAAGACUGAACACUGUAACUGUAAUUCUGUGGCUCCCUGUUGCUGCUGUGGCAACUGUGCUCUUAUAUUUGGCCUAAACUAUGACCAUUAUAUAUAGAACGAGACUAUACCGGCAGACUAUAAUUGAAGUUUUAAAUGCUGGAAACAGUGAAAUUACUCAAUGACGGAGAGAACCAACUAGGAAGCCUCAUCUACAGGGGAAGAGUGAUGGUGGAAGUGCCCGGCAAGGACCGAUAUGUCGAUGCCGAACUCGACUUUGAACAGGAUCCGGAAAAUGCCCUGACUAUCGGCCGCAUUUUGAUCGACAACGAGAACUAUGCUCAAAACAAUGGCCCUCCCAAGGUGGAAGUCAUCAGAGGUGGAUUGAACCACACCCAUGUUACGAUCCAGUUCCAGUCGGAUGAGGGCUUUGGCCUAAUGUACAACGUCUAUAUCUAUGGUGAAUAAUUGAUUGCGUGCUCUCUUCGAGGGUAUAUAAACUUCGGUACUGGUUCUAUUUUUAAAUUGAA
Molecule: messenger RNA, 528 nt
Organism: Drosophila obscura
Lineage: Eukaryota; Metazoa; Arthropoda; Insecta; Diptera; Drosophilidae
Exons: 3
Coding region: 155-466 (103 amino acids)
Source: RefSeq, a predicted model, not a curated record